Messenger RNA from Coregonus clupeaformis (lake whitefish), 1587 nucleotides. RefSeq lists its product as uncharacterized. Bases 107 to 775 code for a protein of 222 amino acids. The record is from RefSeq and is a predicted model, not a curated record. The transcript is spliced from 4 exons. Lineage: Eukaryota; Metazoa; Chordata; Actinopteri; Salmoniformes; Salmonidae.
AAAAGAAGCAGACCUCCCUGGCAAUUCACCAACAUCCUGCUUUCAAGGAUGUAUGAAUGUGGGCAUGCUGUCAAGUUGACCGUCACCUCUUUACCUUUAGGGCAACAUGGCAGGAGCAAUGCGUGUCACUAUAUUUAUAUCUUUUGUUUUGGUAGCCGUCGCUCUAGGGUCCACUAGAGCCUCAACCUUGACUUCAACGACUGCUACCACCAAGAAUACCCCAACAUUGUCUGUCACCAACACAGUGGUCCCUGCCUCAACAGCCAGUAGAACAAGUCCCAUAGUCAGUGAAGCAACUAAUACAGCUCAUACCGGUAGCACUGGACUCCCAUUCGAAUCAUCACCUUCAUCACCGACAACUGAGCCUUCCCAAUUCUCUCAGCCAUUGACUCCAUCACAAGCAUCCGAUGGCAGAACCACCUCUACAGGUUUUACGGCUGACACUACUACAAAUCAGACCCUAACUGGAACAACUUCUCAUGACUCCACAUCCUCCAACUUCUCAUCAACUUUGUCACCAAACUCUGAUUUUACCACAGGGAACAUGAGCUCAAGCACAGCUUUACAAAGUGAUGGGAGCCAUGACUUAUCAAGGAGUCCGGGCCUUGUAGCAGUCCUAUGCAUAUUCUGCAUCUGUUUGGGUCUUCUACUGGCUGUUGGGAUUGCAAAGCUCAUUACUUCCAGAGGUUCAAAGUUUGAGAGGCUCGAAGAUGUGCCAAUGGGCAAGAUGAACGAAGAGUCUCCAUUUGCCCGUUAUCCAACAAAACAAUUCUGAAAGAUAACACAUCAUGAGACAAAGCCAUUGACCCAGAACUGAUAGAUAAUAAAUCCGUCUUUCGUUUGGGUUCAGAUGGUGUCGUUUCUGACAUCUCACCACCACCUGUUUUUGUUUGUUUUGUCUGGCUGCUGGAAAGUGACGAGUGUUUGAAAGAAGUCAGUAUAGGCCAAAGGCUAAAAGCAACCCUGUGAUGUAGUACGGAAUACCUACUCUGAGAUUGGUCAGCAGCAUACUAAAGUCGAUCAUUGGCCCAAGGUAAAGUACUAUUCAUUCACAGAUGGAUGGAUGCGUCAAGAACCAGAAUGUAGAAGAUGCACAGACAAUGGCUGCAUUUACACAGGCAGCCCAAUUCUGAUAUUUUGCAAAAAUAUCUUAUCUGAUUGGUCAAAAGCCCAAUUAUUGGCAAAUGUACAGAAUUGGGGAUAUCUGCAAUUCUACGUCGGGCAGAAAUUAGUGUUUGGAUCAGGAACGUUUCCUCUCACGACCUCUACAAGCCAGCAUGUUAAAUACAAUCACAUUUAAAUAUACUCUACCCGGCAGCGUUUCCCAAACUUGGGGUCACGGCCUGAUUAGAAAACGGGGUCCCGAGAGAAACUCAAAAAUGUUUUUUUAAAUGUUAUAAUCGUGCUUGGUUCAUAGAACCGCGGUUAUGUCAGUAACCUCUGGUAGCCGCUAGAUGCUGUUGUAAUAAACAGAGCGGUUUCUGUUUUCUUCCUACAAAUGUGGCUCUAUCUUUUGAACCGUUUAAGUUACAAAAUAUUAUGACCCAUCACUGAAAGAUAAGACUCUCACAUAUACACUACCGUUGA